This is a messenger RNA of Histoplasma mississippiense, 396 nucleotides long. RefSeq lists its product with no specific name. The coding region runs from base 1 to 396 and encodes 131 amino acids. The record is from RefSeq and is a predicted model, not a curated record. The transcript is spliced from 4 exons. NCBI's taxonomy places the organism in Eukaryota, Fungi, Ascomycota, Eurotiomycetes, Onygenales, Ajellomycetaceae.
AUGAAGAUCAAUCAUAAAAAUCGAGGACGCGGUAAGAUUUCGCGACCAGAGAAUAUACAUCAGGAUAGUGGGGAUGUGACCGCGGGAAUGCUUAUCUCCGAAAUCACACAACAGACAUUUUCUCAGUCCGCGGGACAAACAACACGCGACGCGACGCCAAAAAAGAUGAUACGCCAGGGGAAGGAUGAGCAAAUGGAUCCAUCGAAAAUCCGUCUGAUUGCAGAUCUUGGACGGUCCGGUUGGCGCCCUCCAGUCACUACCCUGCUCGCCAUUGCAGGCAUUUCUUUUAAGCAUAUUUUCAGCAUGUACCACUGGACAGGGGGUGCGCGGGAAUUUAUUUCGGGGAAUCAGACAAAGUUUGCCUCAAACUCUGGAGAUCCUGAAGUCAAUCGAUGA